GAAACCCGAUUUGUUAUGAAUGAUCUCAAACAGAUUUACACAUUAAAUACUCAUUUCAGUGUUUCCGUGUACGAGGAUUUGGCCACUAAGUGUCCCGACAAAUCCAGGCCAUUAGGCGAAAAUCGCGAAGGAGAUAAUCUAAGCACAAAGCCCAAAAUUGCUAUCAAUACCACCGCACUUCCUAAUGCAUGUGCCGUUAAAAUACAUGCUGAUGAACUCUUAAAGGACAUGGUCCUGAAAGGUGUGGAUGCUGAUAGUGCAAACAGCAAGAAAGGAUCCACGAUAACCGCAGAUGUGUGGGAUUUUGCGGGUCAACAUGUGUACUAUGCUGCUCACCCGGUAUUUCUUUCGUCAAGAGCUGUGUACAUCGUGGUUCACAACCUUAACAAGCCACUGAAUGCCCGAGCUCAACCAUGUGCCAGACAAGGAACUCAGGAAGUAACUUUGGAGAACCCGACCAAUGAGACCAAUCUGGAGAAUUUGCUGUCGUGGCUCGUGACAGUUCAUAAUAUGACACCAACUGGAGAAGAAAUGGUUGAAACGCCAAACGUGCUGUCCUAUCUCCGACCUCCAGUGUUCAUCGUCGGCACCCAUGCUGACAAGCCAUAUGAAGAUAGGAAGGAUGUUUCAUCCAAGAUACUUCGUGAGAUUUCCAGUAAGGAAUAUGGAAAACAUGUGAUCCGACCAUUCUUCUACAUUGAUAACACUCAAGGACACAAAUCAUUCGCAUGGAAAUUCCGGAAUUUCUUUAAAUUUCAAAGAAAUCGUCAAGCAGGUCAAGAAGGAGACAAUGAUGGCACUGAUGCCGAUGGAAUUCAUGCUCUUCGAGCGAGAAUCCUGGAAGUACUUCGACAGGAACCUUAUAUGGGAGAGAAGAUACCAGUGAGAUGGUUUAACUUCGAAAAGGUCAUUGAAGCUUUGGUAGCUGAGAAUGUUUACCACUCAAAUACUGUCCAUCUUCAAACCAUUGCCAAGGAUGUAUGUUUUAUAGAAGACGAUGAACAGUUUCACACCAUGUUGAAUUUCUAUCACGACUUAGGUUUGAUUGUGAAACACCGCAGUACAGUCAUUCUGAAGACACAGUGGUUAAUCAGUCUAUUCAAGAAGCUUAUAACCAUUCCAGCAUUCGAAAAAGCGGAUCCUGUGCAUUCCACGUACUGGCUGGAACUCGAGACAAGUGGUGUCCUUAAGAUGGAGCUUGUUGAUCACGUUUUUUCCCCUCUUAUUCAGCAAGGCGUUAACAAGGAAGACAUCUUGGACAUGAUGGAGCAGUUCUGUUUGAUUGCCAAAUACUCACCAUCUCCGGCUGACGUUCAGUACUUUGUACCAUGUCAACUGACUUCCUCGCCUGAAGAUCUUUGUAAAUUUGAGCCAUCCUCUACGGAUCCUUGUCCUUUGUAUCUUCAUUUCCAAGAAGGGUUUGUCCCGCAUGGCUUUUUUACUCGCCUUGUUUCAAGAUCGGUUGCUUGGUGUGGUGCAAGUGGAUCAUCAAAGCCUCCAAAACUCUACCAGAAUGGUGCAUGGUUCGUUCUUGAAGGACGCGUGAUUAAUGAUAUGAUUAUGAUUUGCAAGAAGAAGUUCAUAAAAAUCCUCUUGAGACAAAGAAUGAAAAAUGAAGCAGUUCCAGUGUCUAAUUCAACUUUGGCAGAGGUUGCUAGAAGGCUGCGAUUGUUUAUAGAGAGAAGUUUAAAAGAGAUGUCACAGGAGUUCCCAUACUUGAGCAGGAUGCAGCAUGAAUUUUGUGUUGAAUGCCCCUACUGUCAGCAAGGAGGUCGCAAAUGCACAAACCACAACCAAUUGUCCUGUACAGAAGAAGACUGCUUACACCUGCUUGAAUUAAGACAAGGUCAGGAUUUGAUCUGUAUGGAAAGCACGUCUAAUAAAGUACUUACAGUUCCUGGACAAGAGAAAUGGUUGUUGAACCAGGAUUUGGCUCCGUCAGUGACAAGAACCUCACAAGUUGCAUCAGUACGUGGUCACCCAGCAAAGUGCGACAAAACUUUGAAAGUUACUCUUCUAGCUAGUGAGUGGAAUUCAUCAAGGGGGGGUUUGUCCACCAUCAACAGACACCUUGCUAUCCAUAUGGCCAAACGUAGCGAGGUGGAAGUCACUCUCUUGGUCCCACAAUCUGCUUGUUCUGAAGAAGUGAAGAGAGAUGCAGAAAGUCACAAGAUUGUCAUCAAAGAAGCAGAGAGACGUCCAGGCUACGACUGUCUUGACUGGUUGAGCUUCCCUCCGAAAGACCUGAAAAUUGACGUGGUUGUGGGUCAUGGUGCCAAGUUAGGUAAGCAAGCCCAAAUCAUUAGGAAGUACUAUAGUUGCCAGUGGGUACAAGUAGUGCAUACUGCGCCUGAAGAGCUCGGAAUGUUCAAAACUUAUCCGGGAGCCAUUGCCAGAGGAGGAGAGAAGACUACAGCCGAAAUAGAUUUGUGUAAAUUGGCAAAUCUAGUUGUACCAGUAGGACCAAAGUUGAUGGAGGCCUACUCUGCCUAUCUUCGCUCAUGUGAGAAGCAGCAAGAUAUCAUGUCGUUCACUCCUGGCACAUUCAAAGAGUUUUCUACUCUAAAUCAUGCCCCAGUCGACUCUGAAAAGUUUAGGGUGUUGACCUUUGGUCGUGAUGACCCUGAGGACUUCGGUCUUAAAGGGUAUGAUAUCGCUGCUAAAGCAGUGGUUGAACUGAAUGACAACUCCUACCAUCUGAUCUUUGUGGGUGCACCUGAUGGAAAAGAGGAGGCAGUUACGGAAACUUUGCUGCAGAAUGGUAUUUCUAAACGUCAGCUGACAGUGAGAACGUUUUUGCAAAGUAAGGAGAAAUUGAAAGAUUGUUUUUGUGAAGUCGAUCUCUGUAUCAUGCCAUCCCGGACGGAAGGGUUCGGCUUAACCGCGUUGGAAGCCUUGUCAGCUGGUCUUCCCAUUCUUGUAAGUGGAAACUCGGGUUUCGGAGAUGCACUGCGCACAGUACCAUUCGGCACAUCCUUUGUGGUUGACUCUGAGGACCCCAAAGUGUGGGCUGAGGCAAUUGAUGGUGUCCGAAAGAUGAAGAGAUCACCGCGUCUUCAAGGGACUGAACGACUCAGGACAUCAUAUGAAAAGCAGUUCAGCUGGGAGAAACAAUGUGACCUUCUCGUUGAUUUGAUGUGGAACAAAGUUCAUGGUGUAGGGGUGCUUGAGCGAACCCUCCAGAAUCUUCAGCGGAUGCAACUCUGCGUAAGCACGGUCAACGACAAUACUACCUUGACAGAGAAGUUAGCGACGAUUUCAUCAGAUAAGGGCUUCAGAAUUUCUGACAAUCAAGGGUCAGGAAACUGCAUGUUCCAUGCUCUGUCAGAACAACUAGAAAUCGUCAAAAGAAUCAAAAUCCAACAUGGCAAGUUGAGAGAGUCUUUAGUUCAGUACCUCAGGGAAAACCCAAAACUGCCGGAUGGAACAGAUCUCCGUCACUUUGUCCAUGAACAUGAAACAUGGGCUGAUUACCUAACAUACAUGGAAGAAGAUGGCGCUUGGGGUGAUCACCUCAUUCUCUGUGCAGCAGCAAAUUGCUUUAAAACGUGCAUUCAUGUGGUCAGCAGUAUACACAAUGAUGUAGACAUCAGGCCACAUGGUGCUGUUGACGAAAGCAAGCCUCUAGUACUGGGACAUAUUCAUGAAGUACACUAUGUCAGUCUUCAGCCCAUACAAGGCUAAAGUAAAGUUUGACGGCGGCUAUGGUUACAAACUAGAAAGACCUUCACGAAGAAACAGAACGCAAAAAGAAAAAAAUUCGAAGUUUUAGGAAUUUCUCUCACGAAACUAUAGUUUUAGCCGAAAAGAAAGCUUUAGACGAGAUAUAGCUUUUAGGAGGUCGUAAGUUUUUCGGUUUGGAUGAGCUUAAGUCACUGAAUAGCUAUCGAGUUUUCAUGGUUCGAUUGAAAUUUUGAUAUAGAGUAAUUCUUAACUGAGCGUAAAAAGUAAUCCCGUACUGCUUUGGUUUUCUUUAUUUCGGUCUGUGAUUGGUCUAGAAACUCGCACAAUGUGCGAAACAAAUCAGACGCCAAACGAAAAAGAAUCGUCACUGGUCAUUUGCCCCCAAUUUCUGCAGUUUGAAACCUUAUUGGCUAAUAACGAUGCAAAACUUCGUUAUUAUUGGCUGUUCUUAUUACUUUGGUUUGAAAAUUGCUCCAAAAAGCCAUGAAUCACUAAUUGCAAUUUUUACUCCUCUCAUCGCGAAUUUCUGUUCAGCAAUUAUGGAGCAUGGUUCAUUGUACUUUGGUGCCGCCGUUAUGUGUUCACUUCUACAAGCUGAACGUGACGGUUUGCUCUACACUGUAGUGCUUGGAGUGAUAUUUAUCAUUUGCCUUUAUUACAUAUUAAAAGGGGAACAAAGCUAAUUUGCAUAGAUAAUACAUGGGAAAUAUAAAAUAGGAAAAGGAAAAGGAGAGGAAGUUUGAAGAAGCCAUGAAGGCUUCUAAGUGAAGCUCCCUCUUGAAAUAAGAGUUUAAGUUAAACUAGAGUGUAGAACGUAAUUUAACAAGUGUAAAGUACGAAUUACGGAAGUCGUGGAAUGCAGUACUAUGGUGGUUGUCGAUCAUUUUUGGUAUCUGCCUUGGAAAAGAACGCCAGCGCCCUGGGGAAACUUUCGAAUUCCUCACCGUGAGAGACUUAUGGCAGACAAUGCUAUCAUGAGUAUGAUGUUUAAGUCUGCCGCCAUAAUACUCUGUUAACGGCUUGUUAUUAUUUACUCAAUUUAUUUACUUGCAAAGCGAUUCCUUUUAAAAUUUGCUAAUGUAGUUUGCCAUUUAGACGUCAGUUCCACUGAUGAUUGAGUGGCUUUUAUACAAGUAUGUCUUUUGCAAUUGAAACAGGUUAUCAGAACUGUCUGCACUAGCUUUGUGGUCUAGUGGUAACU
Messenger RNA from Pocillopora verrucosa, 4885 nucleotides. Lineage: Eukaryota; Metazoa; Cnidaria; Anthozoa; Scleractinia; Pocilloporidae. The record is from RefSeq and is a predicted model, not a curated record.